UGGCCACGUUUGACGUUAGCUGUCACAAGGUGAAUUUUCAAUUUGACAGAUGUUCUGGUUGUUGUUAUUGUCAUCUGCCCUUUUUACAUGCAAAAUAUAAUGGGAUUUUUGUGAUUUCCGAUGCAUAAAACACGCGCUGCACAUAUGUAUAAGAUAAACUGUAAUAAUCAAUAUCAAUGUCAAUAAUGUUAACAUCAUAUUAGGCCUUGAAAAUGUUUGGUCAAAGUGACCAUAUAGCACUCAACUUGUUAGAAGAUAAUUCAACUCUAAGGCGACAAUUUAGAUUGAAACGGCAAUGGAAACAACUUUCAAAGUGCCAAAGAAGUGUGAUUUACUUGGUUGGGCUUAUUUUUACAUUAACGUCCCUGUAUUUUAUCUCGGUGGAUUCGAAAGGGACCAUAAUAACAGUCGAGAAUGCCCCAGGAUUCACUGAAAAAAGUGUUACACUAGGCAAUAUUCGAAACGACCCCCGAGAUGUAGUUGAAAUUGGAGUGGAGGGCAAUAAUGAUAACCAGGUACUAGAGGAUCCGGAAGGGGCCCAAGUAAAUAAUAAAGUUGACAGUGAACAAGUAGCCGAGCCCCCAAAGAACUUAAUAUAUUUUCCGGACCCAUCAACCCCACGACAAAAGGCAGUUGUGCAAGCUUUCAAACAUGCUUGGAAAGGAUAUAAAGAGUUUGCCUGGGGUCAUGAUCAACUCAAGCCGAUUUCUAAGAGCUACCAUGAUUGGUUCGGCUUAGGUCUCACUAUCGUUGAUUCUCUCGAUACGAUGUAUAUGAUGAACCUCAAAGACGAAUAUAAUGAUGCAAGAAACUGGGUAGACAAGCAUUUGAAUUUUGAUGUGAACAGAGAUGUAAAUUUGUUCGAGGUCACAAUAAGAGUGCUCGGAGGAUUAUUGAGCAUCUACCAUUUCACUAAAGAUGACAUGUACUUAAAAAAAGCUACUGAUUUGGCAGACCGACUCUUACCAUGCUUUGAUAGCGAAUCUGGAAUUCCAUUCUCUGAUAUUAACUUAUUUACCAGAAAAGCUCAUGCCCCUAGAUGGUCCCCAGAUAGUAGCACUUCGGAAGUAACUACUAUUCAACUGGAAUUUAGAUAUCUAAGUUGGCUUACUGACAAUUCAAAGUAUGAGAAUGUUGUCAGCAAAGUAUCACAAUUAGUGCAUAGGCUAGAAAAAACGGAUGGUUUAGUUCCUAUUUUUAUUAACGCUAACAAUGGACAAUUUAGAGCAUACGCCACUAUCACUCUAGGCGCCAGAGGAGAUAGUUAUUACGAAUAUUUACUGAAGCAGUGGAUACAGAGUGAGAAAACUUUAGAAUACCUUAAAAACGAUUAUUUGUCAAGCGUAAAUGGGAUAGAAUUACAUUUAGCCAAGCGCACUGUACCUAAUGGACUACUGUUCCUUGGAGAGCUUGUAGGCGGCACCAAAGAUUUUAAGCCAAAGAUGGACCAUCUGACUUGCUUCAUGCCAGGAACUUUAGCAUUAGGCGCACAUAAUGGUCUUCCCAGUUCACACAUGAAAUUGGCUGAAGAAUUGCUAACAACUUGUUAUCAAACCUAUGCUAAGCAACCCACAUUUUUAGCUCCGGAAAUAACAUAUUUUAAUUUUCAGGGAGAAAACUCAAAUGAUAUGUACAUUAAGUCUAAUGACGCUCAUAAUCUUCUUAGGCCAGAGUUUCUCGAAAGUUUGUGGUAUAUGUAUCAAUUAACAGGAAACACCACUUACCAGGAUUGGGGAUGGCAAAUUUUUCAAGGCUUUGAGAACUUCACUAAAGUCGUACAUGGUUACACUUCAAUUGGAAAUGUGAAAAAUACAGCAAACGUCCAACCUAAAGAUAUGAUGGAAUCGUUUUUCUUAGGCGAAACUUUGAAAUACUUAUAUCUUUUGUUUAGCGACGAUAGGAAACUGUUAGACUUAGACAAAUUUGUAAUUAAUACGGAAGCUCACCCUUUCCCCAUAGGCCGAGGAAACAUUUAGUGCAUUUGGUGAUGAUUUUAUUGGACGACUGAUUCAGAUCGUAGAUGGUGAUUGUUAUAUAUUAUUUUUAUGUAGAUGUAUGGGCAGAGGGAAGUAAACUGUGUGUCGGUAUGUGUCAAUGUAUCAAGUUUUGCAUUUCUUCUAGUCAAAAGAUUUAACCCUUUAACAACGCUUAAAUGAUAUUAUCGACGGACGUUGAUUUAAAUAUUAAUUGAAUGAUAAGGUUAAGAAAUGGGUCUGUGUCUUAAUUAAUUCUGUCUUAUCGGAAGUAUGAUUCCAAUGUAGACUGAACUAGACUUACUACUAAUAGAGAUUGAAAAUAAGUGAUA
Molecule: messenger RNA, 2305 nt
Organism: Dendroctonus ponderosae (mountain pine beetle)
Lineage: Eukaryota; Metazoa; Arthropoda; Insecta; Coleoptera; Curculionidae
Gene: alpha-Man-Ib
Product: endoplasmic reticulum mannosyl-oligosaccharide 1,2-alpha-mannosidase
Exons: 11
Coding region: 213-1976 (587 amino acids)
Biological process (GO): carbohydrate metabolic process; N-glycan processing
Cellular component (GO): endoplasmic reticulum; membrane
Molecular function (GO): calcium ion binding; mannosyl-oligosaccharide 1,2-alpha-mannosidase activity
Source: RefSeq, a predicted model, not a curated record